Rhododendron vialii is the source of this 1011-nucleotide messenger RNA. Its product is annotated as RNA-binding protein Y14A. The record is from RefSeq and is a predicted model, not a curated record. Lineage: Eukaryota; Viridiplantae; Streptophyta; Magnoliopsida; Ericales; Ericaceae. Gene Ontology annotation, biological process: RNA splicing. The transcript has 4 exons. Gene Ontology annotation, molecular function: mRNA binding. Gene Ontology annotation, cellular component: cytoplasm; exon-exon junction complex; nucleus. The coding region runs from base 105 to 686 and encodes 193 amino acids.
AUUUGAGUUCCGACUGCAGAAACCCUUACCCGCCCCCUCCGCGCUCCCACCUGGUCGAGACUUCUAGAGAGAGAGAGAGAGAGAGAGAGAGAGAGAGAGAGAGGAUGGCUAAUACAGAAGUGGAAGCGGUGGACUUCGAGCCGGAGGACGACGAUCUCAUGGACGAGGACGGCGGCGUCGACGUGGACGCUGCUCCUAUGCCCAAGCUCAAAUCCGCCAUCACUGGCGGCGCCUCCGAGCCCAAGAGGACCAAAGGCCGUGGCUUUCGACAAGAGACCGACGCAGCCGAUCGAAACACCCGCUUGGCUGGUCGAUUCGACUCCCUCGACUCCGAUGGCGGGCCCGGUCCUGAACGAUCCAUUGAAGGAUGGAUUAUUCUGGUCACUGGAGUUCAUGAAGAGGCACAAGAAGAUGAUCUGCAAAAUGCAUUUGGUGAAUUUGGGGAGAUUAAGAAUUUGCAUUUGAAUCUUGAUCGUCGAACUGGUUUUGUCAAGGGCUAUGCGCUAAUUGAAUAUGAGAACCGUGACGAGGCACAAAAAGCUAUAAGUGAAAUGGAUGGAACCGAGCUGCUCACCCAAAACAUCACUGUCGAUUGGGCCUUCAGCAGGGGUCCGUUUAAAAGGAGGAACAUGAGGAGGAGAUCACCACGUGGACACCGAUCAAGAAGUCCCAGGAGGAGAUUCUAGUUAUGCAAUUGUUUUGAGGAUUUCAUGUCGGAUGAAAAACUGGAUGUUUGGACAAGUUUUUCCUUUUCUUAACUUGUUACUGACUGUAUGAGUGAUGUUAAUCUAUUUGCUGUGGAUCUUUUGCUCUCACUCACUUUGCCUUUAGUUUUCCUCGUCUUUUUCUUUUUCUUCCCUCAUCCCCAGUUUUAAAGUUUGCAGAGAAAAUGGGAUUGAUUUCAGAUGAGUUGCAACAUGGCAUUUGCUUGUGCUUUAGGAUUUACGGAACAUUGCGAUGUAUUGAGGGGACUUGUGUAUUGAUUAUAUAUUAUGUAUUUUGUAUUUUUUA